Gastrolobium bilobum is the source of this 2430-nucleotide messenger RNA. Its product is annotated as pentatricopeptide repeat-containing protein At5g01110. The record is from RefSeq and is a predicted model, not a curated record. Gene Ontology annotation, molecular function: protein binding. Bases 1 to 2211 code for a protein of 736 amino acids. Lineage: Eukaryota; Viridiplantae; Streptophyta; Magnoliopsida; Fabales; Fabaceae. The transcript is spliced from 2 exons.
AUGGCGUCACUGAUACAACACCUACUACCUAUCAGAACUGUCCCAGCUCGCAUACAAUCUCUCACCCUUUCUCCCCAGCUACGUCUUUCUCUUCCACACAUCCCUUCCUCUUCCUUUUCCUCUCUUCCUCACCCCUACGAAGAACCUUCUUCCCAUGUGGAAGACGCGUUUUUGGUUGAUAAGGUUCUCUUGACCUUGAAGCAAGGCAGUCUCGCUUCAUUGCGCAACCUCCUUCUUCGUUCCAACGACCCUUCAUCGCUCGUCCUUCAAGUCCUUCAUCGAUGUCGUCAAUACGACCCCGUUUUGGGUCACAACUUCGUUCGCGCGGUGGCUUCCUCAAAUUGUCCCAAUCUCAACCACUCAUUUCCCGCGAUGGUUCACGUUCUUGUUCGCGCCAGGAACCUUCCAGAAGCUCAGGCUCUGCUCCUCAGAAUGAUCAGAAAGAGUGGCGCUUCGCGUGUUGAAGUGGUCGAUUCUUUGGUUUCUUCUUCCGCCACGCACGGCGAUUGUGCCUCCAAUGUGAGUGUUUUCGAUUUGUUGAUAAGGACUUACGUUCAGGCUAGGAAAUUGAGAGAAGGGUCUGAGGCGUUUUUCUUGUUGAGGAGCAAAGGUUUUUGUGUUUCCAUAAAUGCUUGUAACGCUCUCCUUGGUUCACUUGUGAAGGUUGGGUGGGUGGAUUUGGCAUGGAGUGUGUAUGAUAAUGUUGUGAAUAGUGGGACAUUGGUGAAUGUGUAUACUCUGAAUAUCAUGGUUAAUGCUUUGUGUAAAGAUGGAAGAAUGGAUCAGGUUAAGGGUUUCUUGUCUAGCUUGGAGGAUAAGGGGAUUUUUCCUGAUACUGUGACAUAUAAUACUCUGAUUAAUGCGCAUUGUCGAUUGGGGCUUGUGUUAGAAGCCUUUGAAUUGAUGAACUCAAUGAUGGGUCAGGGGUUGAAACCUGGCCUUUUUACUUAUAAUGCUAUGAUCAAUGGUUUGUGCAAGAAGGGGAGCUAUGAGAGAGCAAAGGGUGUUUUGGAUGAGAUGUUGGGGAUUGGAUUGAGUCCUGAUGCUGCUACUUUUAACCCGCUGUUGGUGGAGAGUUGUAGAAAGGAUGAUAUUUGUGAGGCGGAAAGGAUUUUUAAUGAAAUGUUGCGCCGAGGAGUUGUUCCCGAUUUAAUUAGCUUUAGCUCAAUCAUAGGUGUCUUCUCCAGGAAUGGGUACCUUGACCGGGCCUUGGAGUAUUUUAAGAAUAUGAAAGGUGCUGGGUUGGUUCCUGAUACUGUCAUUUAUACUAUUCUUAUAAAUGGGUAUUGCAGGAAUGGCAACAUGUCUGGGGCUUUGAACAUGCGGAAUGAAAUGGUAGAGCAGGGUUGUGUUAUGGAUGUGGUUACAUACAAUACUCUAUUGAAUGGAUUGUGCAGGGGAAAAUUGCUCGUUGAUGCUGAUCAGCUAUUUAAGGAGAUGGUGGAAAGGGGAGUUUUUCCUGAUUUCUACACUCUCACCACUCUCAUUCAUGGUUAUUGUAAGGAUGGAAACAUGACUAAAGCACUUAGUUUGUUCGAGACUAUGACUCAAAGGAGCCUCAAGCCUGAUGUUGUGACAUAUAAUACAUUGAUUGAUGGCUUCUGCAAAAUUGGUGAAAUGGAGAAAGCUAAGGAGUUGUGGUGUGAUAUGAUAAGCAGGGAAAUAUUGCCCAACUACAUAUCAUUUAGCAUUUUAAUAAAUGGAUUUUGCAGUUUAGGUCUUGUGUCUGAAGCAUUCAGGUUGUGGGAUGAAAUGGUAGAGAAAGGAAUUAAGCCCACCCUGGUUACUUGCAACACCAUUAUAAAGGGAUAUUUGCGGGCUGGCAAAUUGUUAAAGGCAAAUAACUUCUUGAACAAGAUGAUUUUAGAAGGAGUUUCUCCUGAUUGCAUUACAUAUAAUACUCUUAUAAAUGGUUUUGUUAAGGAAGAGAACUUGGACAGAGCUUUUGUCUUGAUAAAUAACAUGGAAGAACAUGGGCUACUGCCCGAUGUUUUCACAUACAAUGCAAUUCUUAGUGGAUAUUGUAGGCAAGGUAGAAUGCAAGAGGCUGAGAUGGUAUUACGUAAGAUGAUUGACAAAGGCAUCAAUCCUGAUAGAUCCACAUACACAUCAUUGAUAAAUGGGCAUGUCUCUCAAGACAACCUGAAAGAGGCAUUCCGUUUCCAUGAUGAAAUGCUGCAAAGGGGAUUUGUGCCAGAUGACAAAUUCUAAGAACUUUACUGUUUCAUCCUUUCUAGUUAUGGCUGUAAAGCAGCUCUCUUCAAAAUCUAAGCAAGGAAACCAUGAGUUUGUGAAUGAUAUAUGGGCUUCAACAUCCCAAUCUUGUUAAGCUUUAUGGAUGUUUUGUGGAGCGGAGCCAGCUAAUAUAUAUGGAAAUAAAUCGUCUAUCUCGCAUUCUUUUUGGGAAGGAUCCAGACAGAAUGAAACUGA